GCUUCAUUGAGCAGCGAGAGAACAAGUUGUUCCUGUGCGGUACUUUGCAACCCUGCGCGGGGUGAACAUCAUCUGAUGCCAUUCGACAAGCCACAGCCAGACAAGCAGCCAACCGACCAUCCAUGAGUCAAUCCAUCGUCAGGUUUCCCCUCUCGGUCUUCUUUUUCAGUUGCCUCUCCCUGUUGAUUUGCCUUUUUACCAUCAUACCACUAUCAUUUUGUUUUCACCUCUCGCCGCCGACUGUCGAGCAUAUCCCCUCCGGCAUCCAAUCCCGAAGUCACGCAACGCCAUGUCUCUCCCUGAUCACAUCCCAUUUUGUUGAGCUUCCUGCAGCUCCCUAUGCCACUCUCCCUGUUCUCUCUUCACAACUUGACAUCUACAACGCACGUCCAUCCCCUGCUUUCCCCUCACCAGGUAAACAGUCCCGCGAGGGGAACACACACAACGCAUCCAAAAGGACCUCAUGCGAAAAAAAACGGCGCAAGUUGGGCUCCAAGCUAGACAAGUGAAAUAAUUAGGGUCGACAAAUGGCAUGCGAGGAUCAAAUCAGACGACAACAAUCAGACUUACAACAUGCAAAUCACAUCAUGACGCAUCUGGGGAACGGAAUACCCUUUGCUUUUUUUUCUCUUUCCCUGCUAAACGACCGUGGAUCUGCUGCUAGUGCUAACGCCACGAUCCAGAAGCUUUGACGCAGAGGGAAGGUUGGAUCCGGCUCAGUCG
This is a messenger RNA of Aspergillus wentii DTO 134E9, 723 nucleotides long. RefSeq lists its product as uncharacterized. The record is from RefSeq and is a predicted model, not a curated record. Bases 123 to 509 code for a protein of 128 amino acids. The transcript has 2 exons. Lineage: Eukaryota; Fungi; Ascomycota; Eurotiomycetes; Eurotiales; Aspergillaceae.